Ichthyophthirius multifiliis is the source of this 1293-nucleotide messenger RNA. RefSeq lists its product as hypothetical. Lineage: Eukaryota; Ciliophora; Oligohymenophorea; Hymenostomatida. The record is from RefSeq and is a predicted model, not a curated record. The transcript has 4 exons.
AUGAAAAAUGAUUAUUAUUAUAAAUUAUAAUAAUAAUAAUUUGUUUCAAAUAUUUAUUUAUAUAUAAUCUAUCUAGAAUCAUGCUUAGAUAUUUUUAUAAUUUAUUAAAAUACUUAAUACACUAAAUUAAAAUUAUUCAAAUAAAAAAAUGCAUCUAUUUUGAUAAUAUUUUUUUUAAAAAGAAAAUACAUAUGUAUAUAUAUUGAAUUUUCUAAUUUUAUUUUUUUAAAUUUUAUAUUUUUUAAAAUUUUUUAUCUUAACAUUUAAAUAAAAUAACAUAUUAAAAAUGUCAAUAAGAACAUUAUUAGAUAUAGUAAUCCAUGUAUAAAAUUUUAGAAAUAUAGAUUUAUUUUAUCAAGGCUUGUAUUUUUUAAAAUUUACAAUUUAUUAAAAUUUACCAAAAGAUUAAGUAAAGAAAAUAUAUCAAAUAUAAAAUAAAAAUAAAUAAAGAAAUGUUAUGCUCAUCCAUAUAAUUUAAGUGAAAACUACAAACCGUACUAAAACGAUAUAGAAGUAUCAAAAUAAUAGAAGUUUAGCGAUUCUUAGUUAUUUAGGCCUUCAGGGAUAGUUGACUAAACAAGUUCCUUUUAUACAAAAUCCUUUUUUAUUAAAUUUUGUGAAGAAGAAGUCGAACUUAAUGACUUUUGUCAUUUUAGAUAUGAAGUAGAUGUAGAUUAAAAUAAUGAAAAUAUAGAACUUUUUAUGGAUGUAGAAUUAAUGUUUUUUGAUUGCAUGAAUUUAAAUAACAAUAAUAAAGAAACAAAUAAUUUAAAUUAAAAUAUUGGAAAUAAAUAAUAAUUGAAUAAUAUUAAUGAAAUUAAUUAAUAAAAAGAUUAAAAUAAUAUCGAUAAUAAUAGUGAAGAAUGUUGUUUGUUUAAUGAUAGUAAAUCUUUAUAAACUUUAAAAUAUAAAAUAGUUGAUACAUUUGAAGGUAUUCAUGAAUUUAUUCCAAUUCUAUUUGAAGAAUAAAAUUUUUGUGUUGCUAAUAUUAUUUUUCAUUCAGUUAAAUUGGAUUAUAGGUUUCGAGUUAUUCCUAUGUAAAUUUCUGAAUUUGCAAGAAUGAAACCUGAAGAAAGAAUAGCCUUAAUGGAAAACUAAAAAAGUUAAAAUAUUCAAAAAAACCUUUCUGUAUAUGAACUCUUAUAAAAGUAAUAUGGAUAAAUUGAUUAUAAAGGAAUGUAUAAUUUGUUUGUUGAAAAUUUAAAAAAAAGCUACAACAAAUUGCUUAAUCAUCAUGAAAAAAUGAGUAUAACCUCCAAGUAAAUUAAUAACUCCAGAAUAUGUUACAUAUGA